Amoebophrya sp. A120 is the source of this 4207-nucleotide messenger RNA. The record is from the annotation of a GenBank genome assembly. Lineage: Eukaryota; Dinophyceae; Syndiniales; Amoebophryaceae.
GGGACAGAGGCGAGGAUGCUUCUUUUUUUCCACGCGUUUUUAACACCGAUUAGGCUCCCGUAGGACUUCUCUCUUCUCCGCGCUGCGCACUGAUUGUACUGAGGGCGAGAGCAAAGGGGAAGGUUAGUGCAGCUAUGUUCCUUAGGAUCCGCGUUUUUUCGUGAUCCAGGCACUUACUUCUAGUACGUACCAUGGUGGCCUCGGACGACGAGGAGCUGCUCCCGACUGUAGUCGCGAAGCCGAAAGACGGCGGGCGCUCGUCGACCGAGUCCGGGUCGGUUUUGACGCGGAGUACUACUAGCCAGUAUCACAACUUCGCUGUCGAUCCGACCAUUGCGGAGGGGGAUGCGUUCGAAGACGGCCGCGACAGCCGCGGACCGCACGCCGCGGCGUCCGCGAGCAGUAGGCAGAGCCUCGGCGGCGAACAAGAACACGGGCAGUCGGGGACGAGGGAAAUGAAGGGGAAAGAAGAUGAACUGGUGCCGUGGCUGCGGUAUCUGGAUCCGGUGGCGCAGUUCGCGCGGUUGACGUCCUGGCUGCAGCUGCUGGUAGACACGUACGGCUGGCGGCUUUGCGCCAUUCUGGUACUGUCCCAGCACGUAUCAAAUGUAAAAAUGUCUGGGUCUGGAAGAGUACAAACUUGUGAUGCGCAUUUCAGAACACAGAAAAAUCUCUCAUGCAUAGGCAGCAAAAGUUCCCACUUUCUGUCACCAAAGUCAGGGAUUUGUCAUGCGGAUUCGGCAUCGCAGGGGCUUCUCGAAAGCUGUGAUGCCAGAGCUUCCAUGCCAGACCUUCUGCGUCAUGCAGAAACAGCAUGACUCUUCCAGACCCAGACAUUUUUACAAUUGAUAGCACGUGUUGAAGGGGUUCGUCUUUAGCUACCUGGCCACGUCCAUCGACUUUGCGCUGAAGUUCUACCAGGUUUCCGGGCCGCGGAUCCAGAUCUACAAGGCCGUCACGCUGGCGCCCUGGGCGCUCAAGCCGCUGUUUGGCGUGCUGUCGGACCGGUGCCCGAUUUUCGGCUACCACAAAAACAGUUACAUGGUGCUGGUCACCCUGGUGGCCAUGUGCGCUUCCGGCUACGUCGGUGUGCAGGGGCUUCUGCACUACGAAUUGGGGUCCAAAGCCGAUCAUUCGGCACUCCCGAACUACUUGCCGCUCAACCUGUUUGUGUUCUGUUACUUCACGGCGUACCUGCAAGUGAGCGUGUGCGACCUGCUCACCGAGGCACGGUACGCCGAGGCGAUGCGCGAGCGCCCGGAGCACGGUCCUGACCUGAUGACGUUCGUGUGGGGCGGCAUCAGCAUCGGGGCUUUUCUCGGGACGCUUACCAUCGGCUACGUUUUGGAAAAUCUCGGGCCGUUCUUCCCGUCGGUCGUCGUAUUGUUUGUGUCUUCCCUGAUGCUCUACCCGUUGUUUCGCAACUGGCUGCAGGAGCGCAAAGACGACGGCGAACAAGUGGAACCGCGAGUGGACCAAGAGCAACAGCAGCAGCACGAGCGGCCGCACACAGGAAUUGGAACUUCCGCGGCCGAGCCUUCCGCAGAUGCCGAGGAUUCCCGUCGCGUUCCUGUUCAUCCACACGGCGGGACUAGUACUUCUGAAAUUAUAAAUUUGUACCCAGCAGCAUCUUCUUCGCCCGGAGCAAAUAAUUCGUCGCUUCGCCGCUCGAAUGAAAAAACAACAAGGCGCGUUGCUCCCGAGUUGGUGUUUUUGUCCUUUUUCAUGGGGUUCUGCGCACUAGCGCUGGUCGGCAGCGGUUUGAUGGAGAGCCUCUCCACGCGAGCGAACUUUGGGUUCGCCAUCUGCGUGUCCGUCAUGGCCCUCUUCUGCUAUCCUGAGUAAAAACGUACCCACCCCAGAGUUGUCGUGCAAAUCUGCAUGCCAAAAAAGUUUCUCAUGCGGAGCCCUAUGAGAAGCAUUUCCGUUUUCUCUACGUGUUUUGGAAUUUGUGAUGCUAGAAUCAGCAUGGUAGGCUAGAUGUGUAAUGCUUCUGAGCUAGCGAAACAGGAUUACACUACGAGGACAAACUUGUCAUGCCAAACAACCAAAGCUGUGUGAUUUGUCUAGCAGAUUUGCCAACUUGACUCUGGUGUGGGGACGUUUUUAAUCAGGAUAUCUGCUUCCAGCUGUUCUGUUCGCCGGCCAUCGCGAACAUGAACUUUUUCACGUUCCUACCCUGAGUAAAAACGUACCCACACCAGAGUUGUAAUGCAGAUUUGCAAAGACAGGAAGACUUGUAAUGCGCAUCCGCAGGAGAGCCAUUUCGAGUCGUGUUUUGGAAUUUGUAAUGCUGUAAACAGGAUGAGCAGAUGGAUUUCUGAUGCAGCUGGCCUUGCGAACCUGCACCACGCUACGGACUGCAGCUUGUGAUGCGUGACUCACAAAAGUCCUAGGUUUGUGUUGCAAAAUCCCCAUCCUGACUCUGGUGUGGGUACGUUUUUACUCAGGAUAGUUCCUGCAGACCGCCAUGUCGAUGAGCAUCGAGGGCGCGACUUUCUACUUCUUCACAGACUCCGAAGAGGAGUACCCGGACGGACCGCACUUCAGCAUCUGGUUCUAUACCACCGGCAUCGGGAUCGUCGCGUCGGUGUUCAACCUGGUGGGGAUGCUCAUCUACAACCAGCGCCUGAAGACGUGGCGCUAUCACAAGCUCUUCAUGGUGGCCAACGUCGCGCAGUGCGUGUUUGCGCUGUUGGGGAUCUUGGUGUUUACACGGGUCAGCAAGCACGUGCUGGGGAUCCCCGACCACUUGUUUAUCCUGGGCGGCUCGGUCAUCCUCUCAAUCGUGCAUCAGUGGAUGUGGCUACCUGGCGUGGUCCUGCUGUCUCAACUCUGUCCCAAGGGCUGCGAAGCGACCAUGUAUGCGCUGCUCGCUGGUACGCAACGAAAUUACUUAAUAUUUCGACGUACUACCACGAAAAUGGAGUAGUUCCAGUGCUUGUUGGUUCGGUUGUUCCGAAAAAAGUAGUCUUAUUCUAUUCUAUGGAGAAUGCGAAAUGCAAAUUCUGAUUGAGCUAUUAACUAACUUGCUCAUUCAUUCUGUGACAUAGGAGGGCAUGAUACUCUCAGGUUGUCACAACAUCGGCAAUGGAGUGGGGCAGAUUUUCGGCGCCUACGUUCUAGAAGCCCUUCACGUGCAGCCCGACGGCAGCAAAAAAGACGGUACUGACGCGUUGCAUUUGAGCACAGGCUGGUCAAUGGUGCCUAUUUAUUUGUAGUAUAUUCAAGUUUCGGCAGUCAAAACCAGGCAUGCUCAUCUAUCAAAAAUUUCCGGUGCCUGCGCACACUUUUGACAACGAACCUUCUAUACCUAUCCUGUGAAAAUUUAUUCAUUACAGCGGGGGAGUUCGGUAAUUUGUGGCUUGCAAGCGUGAUCGGCACGGUGCUGCCGAUGUUUUCCCUGGUAAUGUUGCCGUACUUCAUCCCGAAUGCGACCCAGCAAGAAGUUCUCUUGAACGACGACGACGAUGGCGUAAAGGGGUCUUGGUGGCAUCGAUAUAAGUACGGGACCAAAUCUGCAGGUCCUGUUCGCGAUGCAGAAGCUGGGCAAGAUGCUUUAACGCGGCGCACGAAGCACAGUAGCCAUGCGGAGGAAGAGCAGGACGAGGAAGCUCAGCGGCUGAUGGCAAGCAAUGCUUGAGUUCUAAUUUGCGAGAAGAAGCCGGCCCCGUCCCCCUCCCCGCGCAGCCAGCAGGAGCCGAUUGCUCGCCAGUCCGCCCGCUGUCAAGGAUGCGGCUCGCCGAGGGAGUAGCGCUCUGCAGAACUAAUUCUAGUUGACUUUUUGCGAUCUUUCAAAUAUAUCGAUUCUGAAUACUACGUGAAGUUCGUUUCUGCGAAAAACAACAUCAAUCCUGGAAAGAUAUGUAUGUACUUCUAUUCAGCAUGGACUAACCGCACAUCCUUGCCGUCAUUUUGGUUUUAACCGCGCGCCGCUACCUUUCGUAUGCAGUCUGCAUUGAAAGAAGUGUGUCGCACGCGAAGACGAACAAGUGAGAAGUAUUCGGAACAUCAAAAGUAUGAAGAGUAUGUCGCUGCCUAUACCUAGUAAGACGCCAGGAGUUCUUCUUUUCUGUGGUUUUCCCGCCCCCGAGUGUAUCGACUUUCUCCCCAGUAACUUCACGCACAAACAGCUACCCCGCAUGACUGUACAACUCGCGCUGUCAGAUGGCCGACAACAUGAGUACACGAGAUUGAUGUUUAGCAU